Molecule: messenger RNA, 1078 nt
Organism: Magallana angulata
Lineage: Eukaryota; Metazoa; Mollusca; Bivalvia; Ostreida; Ostreidae
Product: enoyl-CoA hydratase domain-containing protein 3, mitochondrial-like
Exons: 10
Coding region: 59-946 (295 amino acids)
Cellular component (GO): mitochondrion
Molecular function (GO): hydro-lyase activity
Source: RefSeq, a predicted model, not a curated record
UUUGGGUCUAUUUGGGUAAAUCGACGCACCCGAAUAACUUGUUAAGCCUCAAUUUAUCAUGUCUGCGCGACUUUCGCUUUCCCUUUUUCGAAGUUUCGAAAAGGUGGUAUUUAAGCCAAAUGUAGGUCAUGUGCGAUGCAUGUCACAAGCCAGUGCUGCUGAACGAUACACUAAAGUCUCUGAAGAUGAAAAGGGCAUCCGCACUAUACAGCUUAAUGAUCCAAAGAAAAGAAAUGCUCUAUCGCUCAAAAUGCUUAAAACUCUUCACAACAACUUGACAUCUGGCGUAGACGACCUGCGAGCCAUAAUUCUUUGUUCCACAGGCCCAGUAUGGUCAGCAGGUCAUGACCUGAAAGAGUUGACAAGUAAAGACGGCAGAGAGUACCAUCGGCAAGUUUUUGACACCUGUUCAGAGGUCAUGUCAUUAAUUCAGGACUUGCCCAUCCCGGUCUUAGCAUCUGUAUCAGGUUUAGCAACAGCUGCUGGUGCUCAGCUGGUUGCUAGCUGUGACAUUGCCAUUGCCGCACAGAGUGCCAGAUUUGCAACACCGGGAGUAAGUGUGGGUCUGUUUUGCUCGACCCCAGCAGUAGCUGUAGGGAGAGCUGUUCCAAGAAAAGUUGCCAUGGAAAUGCUGUUUACUGGUCAUCCUAUUACAGCUCAAGAUGCACUGCUGCAUGGUUUGGUCAGUAGAGUGGUUCCCGACCAUCAACUGGAAGAAGAGACACAAAAAAUUGCAGAUAGAAUUUGUGAAACAAGUCGAGAAGUUGUAGCAAUUGGAAAAGCAACAUUUUAUGCGCAGAUGAAUUUAGAAAGAAAAGAGGCAUACAGAUUGACGUCAGCUGUAAUGGUGGAGAAUCUGUCACUAGAAGACGGACAGGAAGGAAUCAAGGCCUUCAUAGAAAAGAGGAAGCCUACUUGGUCACACAGAAAUCAGAAAGUUCACUAACAUACACAGUCGGUGUAUUAUUUCUGACCUACGUCAUAGGAGAAGUGACAACAUAUGUGAUAAGGACAUAUUGUGUAUACAAUAUCUAACGCAUAGUAUGCAGUGAUAUCUUAUUAAAUUGGUUUCAUUUUA